UGUGUGUGUGUCUGUGUGUGUGUGUGUGUGUGUGUGUGUGUGUGUGUGUGUACUUGCCUUUAUCACAAAGUGGGGACUUUGACCGGAGAAAGGACUCACGCGGUGGGGACCGUUUGACAGGUGGGGACACACACUCGGUCCCCAUCAUGUUUUUGCUAUAGAUGAGCCUAGGACCCCAUUAUAAACUGUCUCAAUACAAAAAUUUAGGUUGUCCUAAAAGUCAUGAAAUUUCGAAAAAGUGUGUUAUGUGUGUAUUUUGGGGGUGCUCAGUAUCGCCACCUAUGGCCAACCAGUGUAACUGCAUGUCUCUCUUACACACACACACAUCCGAGACAUCGACCAAUCAGAUCCAAGAAAACAAAACAUGCAAAUGAGUAGAUUUUCCGGAAGUACAGCCGCCAUGUUGGGAACUUUGAUGUCUGCAUGCACCUGAGACAGCGUCGACCAACUUCACGGAUUAAAGACUAACAUGCGACGACAUCGACUCAAUCCCAUGCAUGAUGCAUGUGAUCAUGCAGCCAAUGCCAGGGACAAGACUCAAAUGCUGGACGUGAAAUACAUCAGUCCUCAAAAAGGCCGUGGUGUCUUUACCUUAGCACCAUUCCAGCAGGGUGAGUUUGUGGUAGAAUACAGAGGAGUGGUCAUUGAUGCAGCAGAAGCUGAGCACAGGCGAAGAAUUUACCAUAAAGACUGUGCCUUUAUGUUUGACUUUAAAUGGAAACGCAAAUGGUGGUGCAUUGAUGCAACAUUAGAAGACAACACUCUUGGGAGAUUGGUGAAUGAUGACCAUAAGACUCCUAAUUGCCGCAUGAAGUUAAUUGAGGCUGAUGGUAAACCACAUCUCUGUUUGUUUGCCCUCCGUGACAUCGGCCAAGGAGAAGAGAUCACUUAUGAUUAUGGUGGGACAGACUGGCCUUGGAGAAAUGAGUCUUCCAAGAAGUGCAACUUGCAAGCAAGCACCUCAAUGAAACCUGAGGGAGGAGCCAAUUCAAAAGUGCAGGAGAAGGGUGAUGAUGCUACUUGCAGCCUUGAAAAUGUGCCUUCUACCAGCGAAUGUCCAACUCCUGCCACUCAGGGUGAUGAUGCUACUUGCAGCCUUGAAAAUGUGCCUUCUACCAGCGAAUGUCCAACUCCUGCCACUCAGCAUGAUGGAGCCGGAAACAGCCUGAAUACUGAGCCUUCUGCUACUAGUGACAUCCCAACAUGUGACAAUCAGAGUGAGGAUGCCACUUGCAGCCUGGAAAAUGUGCCAUUUACCAGCAGCAUCCAAACAUGUGCCACUCAGGCCAAUGAAAAUGCAUACAAGUCUACACCAGAUCAUUCUGAAUCAUCUGAUGAUGACGACAGUGCUUGUGUACCAAGACUGCAAAGAACCAAAAGCUUGUUUAUGAAGUCAACCCUUCCACCCUAUGAGGAUUGGUAUGAAUCGACUCCAGACAACAGUGAUGAUUAUGUUCCGGACUCCUGUGAUGAAAGUAGCAGUUCUCUUACCUUGAGCAGCACACCUACACCCAAAAAAAAUAGGAAGUCCCUUCCAAACCAAGUACAGAGUCCAGACAGCACUACUUCCUGUCUUGUACCAGCACCAGCAACUUUGAAUUUAGAAGGAAAUGAAGAGGACGAAGAAGUUGCUGAAGGCCAGGAUUUGAUGUCAACAAGUAAACCUUCUGUGGUUGUUCCAGUUGUCACAAAGAAAAGUGAUGGUUCCAGAAUAUAUGAUAAAAGACAAUAUUGUCUCUUUUGCUUCAAACCCUUCAUGAAAAUGGCAAGGCACCUCGAAAGAGUCCAUUCAAACGAGAAAGACGUAGCUUAUGCAAUAAAAUUCCCAAAAGGAUCAAAUGAAAGGAAGCUCCACUUGGAAUCACUCAGGAAUAAAGGCAAUUAUCUUCAUAAUGCUGAAGUGAUAAAAACUGGCGAAGGAGAACUAGUUCCUCGAAAAAAGACCAUGCAAAAAUGCAGGUCACAAAGAUUUCAUGCAUUGUGUUUACUGCCACGGUCUCUUCUUUAGAAAGAUGUUAUGGAGACACAUAAGAAUCUGUCGACUGCGUCCUACAAAUCAUUGUGUCAAACCUGGAAUGACUCGGGUUCAGUCUAUCUGUGCCUAUAUGGAGCCACAUCCUUCACACAUAUCUAAAAAGUUAUGGAAGCUUCUUAGUGACAUGUCACAAGAUGACAUUACAAGGGAAGUUAAGAACGACCCUUCCAUAUUGCAACUGGGACAACACUUUUUGAACAAGUGUGGUUCUAACAUAAAGAGACAUGAGUAUAUCAGGCAGAAAAUGCGAGAACUUGGCCGACUUCUUGUAAAUGCCCGACAGAUUGCACCUGUGAAAGAAAUUAAAGACCUAAUAGAUGCCAAAAACUACCUCACACUUGUUAAGGCUGUUAAAAAAACAUGCGGUUACAAAAGUGACGAAGAACAAUUUAGAAUUGGAUCCCUUGCACUUAAACUUGGACAUAGUCUCACAAAACUAGGCAAACUGAUGGAAAGCAAUGCCAGAAUGGCAGGAGAUGAGGAAGCACUUGAGAGAGCCACUAACUUCCAGAAAGUACAUGCAGCUCGAUGGAAUGAUUUUUAUAUCCUCAACAGCACUUAGGAAUAUUAGUGAGGCAAAAUGGAAUGCUCCACUGAUCCUCCCAUUCACAGAGGAUAUACAGGCUCUUCAUUCCUACCUGGACAGGAAGGGUUCAGAAUACAUGGAAUUCUUAAGCACAAAGCCCUCAGCUGAAAACUGGUCAUAUCUGGCGAAGGUUUGUCUUGCUGAAGUUAUUCUUUUCAACAGGAGAAGGGAAGGUGAGGUUUCCUCUAUGCCACUCUCUGCUUUUCUUUCAAGGGAUACAUCAGUGCCACAUGAAGAUGUAGAUUGGGCUCUAUCAGAGACUGAGAAAAAGCUGUGCCGUCAUUUUGUGAGGAUUGAGACUAGAGGAAAAAGGGGACGUAAAGUACCCAUCCUUCUAACACCAAAGAUGGUUGAUGCACUGGAGCUACUUGUCCAAACAAGACAGACGUGUGGAGUUCUACAGGAAAACCCUUAUUUGUUCGCCAGGCCAGCCUCAAUGUUCCAUCAGCGUGGCAGUUGCAUUGGUGUUUUUGCCAAAGGCUUGUGGGGCAAAGAAUCCUGGUGCCAUUUCCUCCACAAAGUUGAGGAAACAUGCAGCAACAUUGUCUACAGUCCUUAAUAUGAAUGAAAAUGAAAUGGACCAGCUUGCAAACUUUCUUGGUCAUGACCUGUAUGUCCACCGCCAAUACUAUCGUCUCCCAGAAGGGACACUACAGCUUGCUAAAAUUAGCAAAGUGCUGAUGUCAUUGGAGCAAGGAAGGCUCGUGGACUUUAAGGGGAAGAAUCUAGAUGAGAUCGAAAUAGAUCCAAAUGAGGUAGUCCAGGACAUUGAAGAUGAAAUUCAGGAGGACAUGGAGUCACAGCUGAUGCCAGAGGAUGGGGAUUUGCAUUGCAAUGAACUUGACACCAACAAGGAGAGAUCCAUAAAGUCACAAUCAGCAGAUAUUAAUUUGUGUGGAAAGGAGACCUUGGACACGGACAAGCGAGAAAACAAAAAGUCACAACAAACAGGACACGGAAGCAGAGCUCAGAAGAAGAAGUGGGAGGACAAUGAGGUAGAGGCAGUCCAAAAGCAUUUGGAUGGAUUCAUCCAAUCCCUACGUGUCCCAGGAAAACAAGACUGUGAAAAAUGCCUACAGGCGGAACCAGACGUUCUCAAAACCCGUGACUGGCGAGCCGUAAAGUAUUUUGUAAAGAACAAAAUUACUGCGCUGAAACGAAAGCUUUAGCUGUCAAUUUUAAAUUUUCUGACCUUCAUGUUGCAGCACAGUGCAGUUAAUAAUGCUGUUUUGUUUUUACCUGUAUUAUACAUUACAGGUUUUUUUUCUCUUUUUUUUGUUUUGUUGUUACUGCCUUUAAGCAGUGUUGAAUAUAAUGCAGUGAAGUUGCAUCAAUUCUUUUAGUUCUGUCUGCUUUACCAGUUAAAGUACUAAGAUUACCUUUAAGUUGUUGCAAUAAAGGUUUUAAGGUUACAUUUAAAGAUUGCAUUACCUAGUAGUUAUUCCAUGUUGAGCUAAACCACCAGCGUUGGGCUGUAAAAUGAGUCUGCAGCAGAUAACCUCACUCAAACACCAAUGCCUCAGUUGUACUGUGUAAAUGGUAAGAUUCAACUUCUCCAGCUGCCUGUGACUCCCAUACAAACAUUGAUAGACCAAGUCCAAAAUCAGGGAAAUGCUGUGUCCCCACCUUACCCAAUAACCUUUCUGUGUGUGUGUGUGUAUGUAUAUGCUAAUUGGAUUGGUCCCCAUGAAGUAUACGGUCCUCAUGAGUGCUGGUGUUUUGUCAUUGUGGGAGGUGCUAUGUAAAUUAGGUCCCCAAAUUGAACGAUAUAUUGGUGUCCCCACAUAUGCUGAUUAUGUCAGGUCAGGUUGCAUUGUUGUGAGUGUAUACACAAUUCAAGGUGAUGGGCUGAUUUGAUAUUUUUUUACUAACAUCCCUGAUUUUUUUGAAGUCUGUAGCAUGAUGGGAAAGGGUGGUUCCCAG
This is a messenger RNA of Boleophthalmus pectinirostris (great blue-spotted mudskipper), 4544 nucleotides long. RefSeq lists its product as uncharacterized. The record is from RefSeq and is a predicted model, not a curated record. The transcript is spliced from 15 exons. Bases 470 to 2008 code for a protein of 512 amino acids. Gene Ontology annotation, molecular function: protein binding. NCBI's taxonomy places the organism in Eukaryota, Metazoa, Chordata, Actinopteri, Gobiiformes, Gobiidae.